Messenger RNA from Linum trigynum, 990 nucleotides. Lineage: Eukaryota; Viridiplantae; Streptophyta; Magnoliopsida; Malpighiales; Linaceae. The record is from the annotation of a GenBank genome assembly.
AUGGAGGCUCUGAGGAACGAUCUGCUCUUUUCAAAGCUACCAAACCCCUACUAUAUUAAUCCCAACGAAUCUUUGGUGAUUCCACUCAAAUUGACCCCAAAAAACUAUCACUCAUGGUGUCGCACUGUCAGAUUACCUCUUCGAAGCCGCAACAAAUUAGGUUUCAUUAAUGGAACCUUACCUCCACCAUCUCCGACAAACCCAGCAUUUGAUGCUUCAGACCAGAGCAACACCGCUAUUCUAUUCGCUUUGAUGAGCUCUCUUGAUCCAACCUUAAUCGACAAUGUCAACACUAUAGAAAUGGCUCAAGGCUUACGGGAUGACCUCAAGGAGCGGUUUGGGCAGGAUGAUUUUGUCCGCAUCACAGAGCUUCAAACCAAGUUCUAUUCUCUAAACCAAGGUUCUCUCUCGGUGAGUGAUUCCUACACCAAAUUGAAGAUGUUUUGGGAUUAUCUUUCUCAAUACGAAGUCUAUCCUGCCUAUGCUUGUAAUCCUUGUGCAACCUAUGUGAAAUUCCAACAAGUUUGUAGCAAUUCUUUUGUACUGAAGUUCAUACAAGGUUUAGGAGAAAAUUUUGAAGGUGUUAAGACAAAUUUGUUGAUGAUGAAGCCACUCCCUGAUUCUCGAGCAGCCUUUGCUUUUGCUCUUCAACGAGAGAGGCAAAAUGCCAGUAUGGUCUCUAACUUGCUUCCUGUGGGAGGCGAUUCUUCCUUAAUGGCUCUUGCUGCUUCUUUGGGCAAAGAAAAAGAGAAUUUCAAACAAGAGGGUCACCUAAAGUAUGAUUGUCCCAAACUGAAGAACAAACGGCGGGCAGAACAUGUUGGUGGUUCUGUUCCUGCAAGCUACCCUCAAUAUGCAAUUGGUCGUGGUUCUGUACCUGGAAGUUGCUCUUCAUACGCUGCUGCUACUUCAGGUGGACAGAGUUUCGAUACUCACAACUCAACUAGUGUUUUACCGGCUUUCCCACCGCAAGUUUCAGCAGAAAAUUAG